Messenger RNA from Plasmodium vinckei vinckei, 3744 nucleotides. RefSeq names its product conserved Plasmodium protein, unknown function. NCBI's taxonomy places the organism in Eukaryota, Apicomplexa, Aconoidasida, Haemosporida, Plasmodiidae. The coding region runs from base 1 to 3744 and encodes 1247 amino acids. The record is from RefSeq and is a predicted model, not a curated record. The transcript is spliced from 2 exons.
AUGGAAAAUUUUUUUACAAAAAGAGUUAAAGAUGUAUUUUCAUUGAUUAAAUUAGGAGAUAAUAAAGAACAAAUUUUAAGCACAACCGAAAAUACUGUUAGUGAUAAAAAUAAGGAUACAAAUUUAACUGAAAUUUCAGCAUGUGGAAAAAAUGAAGAAACUAAUAAUAACAAUACAAUUAUUAGCUCUAAAAAUGAAUUUGAAAAUCCAAAGAAAAAAGAUCAUGUUUUAGAAGAAAAUAAAGAAGAUCAAAAUUUACAUAAAAAAAGAAAAUUAACAAAAUUGCAUCAUAAAGAAAAUACAAAUCGUAUUGAUAAUUAUAUCGAUAUAAAAAGGGCUAAUGAUGAUGUUACAAGUUCAACUAUUUUAAAAAGUUCAUUAAAAAAUGAAUCAACAUCUUUAGACAACGAUGCAAUAACUCAGACACCUGCAAUUGUCUCACCUACUAUGGGCACACCAAGUAUAUGUAAAUUUUUAGUAAUUAAAAAAAAUAAUACUGAAAAUGUUGAUAACAAAAAAGAGAUUACAAAAAAUGACAAAGUUAAUAAUUCAGAAGAAACUGUUGAUAUAAAAAUAGUAGACAUAACACCUGGUACAUCUGGAAUAGGAAAUGAAAAAAAAAAAAAAAAUAAAAUAAAUUCUAUUGAUAAAAGUUUAGACGAAAAAGAAAAUACAUCAAGAAAACGAAAAUCUAACAAUGCAAUAAAUAAUGAAAAAGACAAUAAUAAUAUAAUAAAAAAUAACAUAAAUAAUAAAAAAGUAAAUAGAAUUGAUGAAAUGUUUAAAAAUCUAAUUAUGGAACAAAAUGAAAAAAAAGAAAAAUUAGCUCAAGCACAAAAUAAUCUUCAAACAGUCACACCAAAUGAUGAUAAAAUUGUUAAUACCAUUGAAGAAAAACAAAAAAAUAAUGACAAUAUAAAUAGUACUACUUUAGAUGACGGAAACAAUGCCCCUCAUACUAAAAUUGAAACAGUUGAAAAUGGUGAAAAUGGUGAAACAGUUGAAACAGUUGAAAAUGGUGAAAAUGGUGAAACAGUUGAAACAGUUGAAAAUGGUGAAACAGUUGAAACAGUUGAAAAUGUUGAAAAUGGUGAAAAUGCUGAAAAGCGAGUAAAUGAACAAAUUGAUGAACAUAAAAUUGUAAGCAUUUUAGAAAACAGCCAAAUGGACGUUGAUAAUUGUAUAAAGAGUUUGUCACCUAUUAAGGAAGACAGUGCUACAAUAUCAUUUUCAACGGUCCAAAAUGAAAAAGAUGUCAAAAAUAAAAGGGAAGUUAUAAAUAUGUAUGAUGAUAUAAAAGAAGGGGAAAAUAAUAUUGAUAUUUUAAAACUUCCCAACGAAAUAAAUAAAGAAUGUUUUGAAAAUAAUGUUGAAGAAAGUGCCAUAAAAGAAGUUGAAAAUAUGAUAAACACUGAAAGUUUAAAAUUCCCUGAUUUUGCAAUAGAUCAAAGUAAGAAACUAAUUGAUGAAACAAACAAAUUUUUUAAUAUGUACAACUUGAUGCUUAAAAUUGAACGUCUACCAAUAAAUCUAUCUACUGAUAUGAAAAUAUUAAUUGAGAAAAAAAAAUGUAUAUCCACUUUAAUUAAAGAAUAUAAAGAUGAAUUAAAGCAGAGGCAAAAUUAUGAAAGCCAACAAAAUCUUGAUGAAAUUGAAACAAAUAAAGAGAAAAAUGAAAAUCCCAAUUCAAGUGACAUAAUAAAUGAACAAAAAUUAUCUUCAGAACUAUGCAGUGAAAAUAAUAAUAUAGAUGAAAACAAUUUAGACGCAAAACAAGGUGAGGCUAUCAAUGACAAUAAUGAGACACAUAAUAUAGAAGAUGGAGAAAAUAAUAUUUCAACUGUCAAUAAAGCUAAAGGAAAUAACAAUAAUAAGGAUUCGAAGAAAAAGAAUGUGCCAAAAAAAACAUCAAGCAAAGCAGAACAAAUAUAUGGUUAUGAUGACUUGUCAUAUUUAAAUGAUACAGAUAAGGAACAUGUUGAAAAGGAACAUCAAAAUUUUUUAAAUAUGUUAAAUCAAAUUAACAAAAACAAAUCAAAUGAUAAAAAUGAAAUGAACAAACCAGAAUUAGAAAACACUUCUAACCAUAUUAACGGAGAUAAUAAUAUAACUUUCGAAAAUAAAGAAGAAUAUUUAAAAAAUUUGAUCAAAGAACUAGCCAGUAACAAUGAUGAAAAAGAAAAUUAUAUGAAAUGCAAAGAAAUAGAUAAUGAAGAAUUACGAUUUGAAAAAUUAAAAGAAUUAAUUAUAGAUAUGAAAAUAAAAGAAAAAAAAAUAGAUGUAAUUUUAUCGAGUAAUGAAAAUGUUUUUAAAUAUUUUAAUCUAUAUAGACAACGUUUUUUUUUACAUGAAAAAAUGUUAAUGAAUUGGAGUUAUGUUGAAAAUUCGAUAAAUAAAAAAAAUGAUGUUAGAAAUAGAAAUUUACCAUUUCAAUUAUUAGAAUUAGAUAAUACCUUAUUAGAAAAUGUACAAAAUUGUUAUGAUGAUAUUUUGUUAGAUAAUUUCUCAGGUAUUAUGUUAACAUUAAAUACUAAAUCAUUUGAAACAAAUGCUGAUGAUAAUUCUAUUUAUUUAUCUAAAAUUAUUUGUGGAUGUUUAAUCGAAUAUAUAGAUCAAUCUGAGUUAAAUAUAAAAUGUAUAUGGGCCCAUCCCUUACUUAAUGCUAAAUCUACAUAUUCUAUUUUAUCUGCAUUUUUACCUCGGGUCAUUUUAGAGGCAUUCCUUAAUAAACCUACAUCUGUCACUACUUUGGAUAAGACUACUAGCAUAUUGGGUUCUGAAAAUAAUCAAAUUAAGAAAACAGAAAUUAUAAAUGAUAAAAAUAAUAUUGAAGAUAAUAUGAUAGAAGAAAGAAAAGAAAAACGAAAAAAUAGUUUUUACAACAGAUUGAACAAACUCAAAGAUUCCAAAAAUAAUGCCAACACCGCAAUUGAUUCUAUAAAUAAUGAGCAAACUCGACAUUUAAAAAAGUUUGCUUUAUAUGAAUAUCCGGCAAUGUAUUAUUUAAACUUUAACAAAAACUGUGCAUUAAUGAUAAAUAACUUUUCAGAUAACAAUAAAACUCUUAAUGAUCAAGCUGAAAAAACAUGCACACAAAACCAACAAACUAACAAUUAUUCUUAUCCAACAUAUAAUGAAAAUAAUGAAAUAAUUGAUACAAAAAAUUCAGAUAAAUUUUUAUACAUAAUAUUUAGUGAUAUAGAUAUAUUCCCUAGACAAUGUUAUUUAUUAUUUUGUUCAUACAAAUAUAUGUGCCUAAAUAUGCAUUAUGAGACUGAUACAUGCUAUAUGCACUCUGAUUUAAAUUUAAAAAAUAUACAAAAAGAAAAUAUAGGCAAAGAUACUUAUCUUUCAAAUAUUUGCCCUUGUGUCGAAGCCCAAGAAGAUUCAUCAAAUGCAGAAGACACAUGCGAGCGCAUCAUAGGAUGUACCGAACUGUACAUGUAUUUUAUGCUACCAAAAAAAGAAGAGAGAGAGAAACUUGGUUUACUAAAAAGAAAUGGAUGGAGAGAUUUAAUUCCAAAUACAUUUGAAGAAGAUAUUAAUGAAAAUAUUUCCAACCUUUUAAAAAUAAGAACAAAUAUAAUGAAUUUACCUAACCAUAUUAAUAUACAAAAUAAAAUGUAUGAAAAAGGUUAUACAUCAACAUAUAUAAACAAAUAUGAAUGGUGUGGGCUCAAAAUAAAAGAUAUACGAAAUGCAAUGAAUGAAAACUUUAAUUAUGAAUCUCCAAAAAAAAAAUAA